This is a messenger RNA of Catharus ustulatus (Swainson's thrush), 2467 nucleotides long. It is a transcript of the gene AVPR1A, whose product is annotated as arginine vasopressin receptor 1A. Gene Ontology annotation, molecular function: peptide binding; vasopressin receptor activity. Bases 1 to 1293 code for a protein of 430 amino acids. Gene Ontology annotation, cellular component: membrane. The record is from RefSeq and is a predicted model, not a curated record. Gene Ontology annotation, biological process: positive regulation of vasoconstriction; regulation of systemic arterial blood pressure by vasopressin; G protein-coupled receptor signaling pathway. NCBI's taxonomy places the organism in Eukaryota, Metazoa, Chordata, Aves, Passeriformes, Turdidae. The transcript is spliced from 2 exons.
AUGCGGCUGGCCGGCGGCGCCGGCUCCCCUCGGGCUGUGCCCUCGCCCGGGAAUGGCAGCCGCUGGCGGGCGGCGGAGCCCGGCGGCGACAGCAGCCCCAGUCCCGAGGCGUGGUCGGGGUCGCCGAACGGCAGCCUGGGCGGCUGGGACCCCUUCGGGCGGGACGAGGAGCUGGCCAAGCUGGAGAUCGCGGUGCUGGCCGUCACCUUCGCGGUGGCGGUGGUGGGGAACGGCAGCGUGCUGCUGGCCCUGCGGCGCACGCCGCGCAAGGCGUCCCGCAUGCACCUCUUCAUCCGCCACCUCAGCCUGGCCGACCUGGUGGUAGCCUUCUUCCAGGUGCUGCCCCAGCUCUGCUGGGAGGUCACCCACCGCUUCCACGGCCCCGACGGGCUCUGCCGCGUCGUCAAGCACCUGCAGGUCUUCGGCAUGUUCGCCUCGGCGUACAUGCUGGUGGCCAUGACCGCCGACCGCUACAUCGCCGUCUGCCACCCGCUGAAGACGCUGCAGCAGCCCACCAAGCGCUCGUACGGGAUGAUCGCGGCGGCCUGGGCUCUCAGCCUGCUGCUCAGCACCCCGCAGUACUUCAUCUUCUCGCUCAGCGAAGUGGAGCGCGGCUCGCAGGUCUACGACUGCUGGGCUCACUUCAUCAUGCCCUGGGGGCCCCGCGCCUACAUCACCUGGAUCACCGGUGGCAUCUUCAUCGCGCCUGUGCUCAUCCUCAUCAUCUGCUACGGCUUCAUCUGCUACCGCAUCUGGCGCAACGUGCGGGGCAAGACGCGCCCGGGGGAGGCGGCAGCAGCGCGGGGCGGGCGGCGGGCGGGCGAUGAUGGUGGCCCGCGACGGGGGCUGCUGCUCGCCCCUUGUGUCAGCAACGUCAAAACCAUCUCCCGCGCCAAGAUCCGCACCGUCAAGAUGACCUUCGUGAUCGUCUCGGUGUACGUCGUUUGCUGGGCGCCCUUCUUCACCAUCCAGAUGUGGUCCGUCUGGGACCAGCGCUUCCCCUGGGUCGAUUCUGAAAACACUGCGACAACUGUUACAGCUCUGCUGGCCAGCCUGAACAGUUGCUGUAACCCGUGGAUCUACAUGUUCUUCAGUGGACACCUCCUCCAAGACUGCCUACAGAGCUUCCCUUGCUGCCAAAAAAUAAAGCAAACGCUGAGUAAAGAAGAUUCAAACAGCAAUAGCAGGCGACAGACUUCUUUCACCAACAACAGAAGCCCAACCCACAGCCUAAACACAUGGAGAGAGAUGCCCCACUCCAAGUCGACCAGCUUCAUCCCCAUUCCAACAUGAGACAGGCCUCAGGGCAGGCAGGGCUUGCAGUCCUGUCACAGUGUUUGGGAAGCUCGUGGCACUUUAUUUCAGUCCAGGGCACCAUCAUAUUACCAAGGAAUGACUAAGAUGGCCAUGAGACAAAAAGUGCCACCUUGCUUGAUAAGCUAUGCUGCAGCAUGUAAAUUAUUUUCUGAAAGUUAUUUAGGAUUUGAGCAACUGAUCAGGAAGGUGUGGCAACAAUAAAGCAAUUAUUUUUUUAAAAUAGAAUUUAUUUUAAUUUUUUGUCUGUUUCUGAAAUACUAAGUGCAUUGUUUGCUUGCUGUUUAAAACAGUAAAAAUAAUGGAGUUGUCUUGUAUUGGGGUAACUCCACUCUCUAAUGUUAAUGCAUAAAACUUCUCAUGAUUGUCUGAUGAAGUCACGGGGAAAGGAGACAGUAUGAGCAAGAUUACAGUUUAGUCUUAAACAUUAAAAGAAAUGAGUUGUGAAAAAAGUCUUGGCUGUCCAGAUAGGGAAUGGGGUUAGACAGACUCUGAGUUGUUGGAAUUCAGUUGCUCAUCAUGCUUCAUCUUGUGAAAGUCUAGCAGUUCUCAGACACUGAAAUUUAACAGCCCUUGUGAAAGCAAAUCUUUUAGUGCUGUUGAUAUCUGUACGUGUUGGGGGGUUUCAUUUUUAGGGGGACAUUUCCUUUUCCCUUCCUGUUGAUGGAAAUUAUACAGUAUAUGUGUGUGUGUGUCUUGUUGCACCUACUUCAAUUUUUUAAAAUAACUUUAAAAAUAUAUUGAUAAAUAAGUAUGAUAUUCUAUGACUAGCUCAGCACCAUUACAAACAGUUGCACCAGGAAAGCUCAAAAUGAAUACCAGAACCACUUGCUUUAUUGGUAGGAGUGCCAUCUUUUUAAAAAUUUUUUUUUUUAAUUUACUAAGACAUCUAGGAUCAAGCUACAUUGCUUGGUUGUCAAGCAAAUAGUCUCAUGAAUUCAGGAGAGUGUAGUCAUUUCAUAAGAACUGUAGAAGUAUUUGAAGACGUAGAGAAUCAAACUUACAACUCUUCUGGGAGCAUACAAAAAUUGUCAAUGUUGUUGGCUUGUCUUUUUAUAUUAUUAUUUUUAUUACCAGCUCCUGACAAUAUAGUCUUAAAAAUUGUCUGUAAACUACAAUAAAAAGUCAUCAUAACACCUUUGCUAAUUACAAA